Molecule: messenger RNA, 3075 nt
Organism: Scylla paramamosain (green mud crab)
Lineage: Eukaryota; Metazoa; Arthropoda; Malacostraca; Decapoda; Portunidae
Exons: 2
Coding region: 242-952 (236 amino acids)
Source: RefSeq, a predicted model, not a curated record
UCUACGGGAGUGCUGAGGUUUGUGCUUUCGUAACAAUAGUAACAACAACAACAAUAUUGGAGUUUGUAAUUAACCGCCCAGUGCGGUACGAUAUGUACCCUUCCUUGUACUGGCGCCACGGGGAUGGCGUCAGUCUGCAUUGACCAUAGCCAUAGUGGGUUGUCGUUCUUCUCGCCUCGGAGUAAAGCUCUGAUUUACUCCACUUUACUCGCUUCUUUCUUGCCCUACUUCACACCCCAACAUGGCGCAGUAUCGUGUAAACUGGGGUGAGGCACCAGGAAAAGACAGAGGCGACCCAAGACUAGAGCAGGCACCCCAGGAGGAAGUCCUCACCCUCACUCCAGGCGGCUGGGUGCCCCACCCGCUGUUACCCAGUCCCUCCUACUCCACACCGAGGGGGGGGGCCCAGCACGCCCUUCGCUCCAGCCACAGCUAUCCAGCAACCUGCCCUACAUGCACUCUGCACUCCAGCCACAACUAUCCAGCAGCCUGCCCUACAUGCACCCACAUCAGCCCAGCACCCGUCCAAACCCCUCAUCUGAGCCAGGUACAGCAACUCAAGGUAUGUCAACAGCGGCUUUUGAGACCUGGGCCGUCAGCGUGGAGGACUACGGCCUCAUUUGUGGGUGGCCUCAUUUGUGCCACCUCAUACGUGCGCCUCCUAUGCGACAGCAACCUCCAGCAACUCAUCGACUCCCUCUACGACAAGCAAGAGUUCAGGCAGCUCCCAAUCGACGCGGUGAGAAGUGUAGUGGUCGGGCAGCGGUGCAAGUUGGGUUCAUGCUCAGAUCUCUUCUACUGCCAGGAGCCCGGGGACAGUGUCGAUGCCUACCUGUCGAGGUGCUGUGCCCUGGCAGCAGAGUGCAACUUUCACUGCCCGGAGUGCGAUAACUCGCUGACUGAGUAUGUGUUGAGCAGAAAAGUGAUCAUGGUUUUAAGUAAUAUCAGCUAAGGAAACCAUCAAGAACCUAGCGGCAGAGGGGCUAAAGUUCUACGACACGUCAUGCCCCACAGCCAUCCUGACAGACUACAGCCGUCAGGGCAUAGGGUUCAUAGUCAUGCAGCAGUAUUGCCAGUGUGUGUCCCUAGAGACCCCGAUGUGCUGCCCAAAUGGUUGGAAGUUGGUCCUCUGCGGCAGCCGGCACCUCACAGGGGCAGGAAAAAAACUACAGCACGCUUGAAGGGGAGGCACUUGCGAUCGCCUGGUGUUUGCAUCCUCCUAGGAUGCAAAAACCUAACCUUUGUCACUGACCACAAGGCACUCACCAAGAUCUUCGGUGACAAGGAGCUGAAGGACAUCCACCCCGCAUCCUGAACGUAAAGGAAAGAACUCUGAUGCACAAUUUCCGGGUCAAAUACAUCAAGGGGAAGACUAAAUGCGCAGCAGACGCCCUUUCCCGCUACCCUGCCCUCGCCUGUGCGCCGAAGGAGUCAGAGGAGGCCGACGACGAGAUAGUGUGCGCUGCCAUGGUCGCCGCAGCAGCCGACGCAACUAUGGAUGGCGUGGGGCGUGUUGUGGACCUGCUUUGUGUGGAGAAGGAGGCUCUCAGGGACGAGGAUUAUCGGCUUCUCCACGAAUGCGUCGCCAACAUUGGGUGGGGUGAGCAGGACUCCGAGCCACCAUCACUACGGCUGUACUUCAGGAUGCGGCGCCACCUCUCAUGUCAAGGGGACAUUGUGCUGUACGAAACAAGUUACUCUGGCCCCUAGUUCUUCCGGCCCAGGUCACUCCAGCCCCUAGUUCUUCCGGCCCUGGUCACUCCGGCCUCCCUUACCUUUGACCCAAAUCAUACCAGCCUCCCCUAUGUGUGCGUGACUUGUCGCCUUGUUUACAAUCCAUGAUUCCAUGACAUUUGAUGGAACCGAAAUACCGAAUUUGUGUAUUUUAUGCAUAUAGGCUAUAAAUAAAACAUUAAUACAAAUGUAAACAAAUAUCAAAAGGUAGGAGAAAUAACCAUGCCCGAGGACAUGUUUUGAGUAUCGUUUGCCCGAUCACUUCGAUCUGAUGAAUGAUGAAUCCAGUCCCAGUGUGGACCACAGUCAGGUUGGCAGAGCGCAACUCAGGUGUUCCGAUAGUCCUAAGUUUAAUAUAUAUCACGUAUGGCUUAAUUGUUUCGAAGCUAUUAGGUUAAAUACUCACUCAUCACAGCUUGAUACAUGAAAUGUUUCUGAUGAAGAUAUAUGAACCUGUCGCGAGUCUCUUACAUUAACUAAUGGGUCUCGAUAUGCAAAAUUACUGGUCUGGAAUUAAUAUGAAGCAAAGUUACUUCGGAACAAGACCCUGCAUAGGACCACAUUCUGACCAUGGCUUCCUUUCCAUGCAUUUACUGUUCUACUGAAGUCCGUCCACGCCAGCAAGCGCUGCAGUGCGAUGGGUGUGACCAGUGGCAGCACUGAACGUGUGACACUGGUAUAACUCAGGAGGAUUACCACCGCAUGGUGCGAGGAGAAAUUGGUGACCAACAGUGGUAUUGUGUACAGUGCUUGCCUCCAGAAAUCACAGAUUCUCUGCUUGAUGUCCCUGUCGCCGAGAGCACAGUGCUUGAAACUGAUAGCAUGAAGGUUACACCUAUCCCUGAUAUCAGCACCCGACCAGCAAUUCCAAAUCAGUGUGAAGAAGACGUACUAGCUGACGAGAUAAUUGAGGAUGUUCCUGGUGUAGGUGAAGCCCUUGUGAUAUCCUAUAAACUCAUUGAGGGUGCAAUGAGAGGAGGAAAAACACUCCUGGCUGAUUCCUUAGGCUACACAUAUACUGAAAAGUCACUAGGAAAAAAGAAAAUACAACGUGAAGGCAAGAAGACAUGGCGAUGCAGCGUUAGGAGCAAGUCUCUAACUUGUCCAGCUACUGUCUCACAGGAUGGUGAUGUUUUUACUCGUGGAUCUCGUCACCAUGUUCACGAAGCCCAGCCUGGUAUCACAGCUGAAGUCACUGCCGCUGCAAAAAAGCUAGCUAGAGAGCAGGAAAACAUGUUUAAAUCUGCUGCGACACUAGUUGACCAUGCCAUAAUGCAGAUAGAAGGUAGUGAUACUGCUACUGUAAAUGCAGUUUAUAUAGGCCACAUUGUGAACCGUCUG